UGGGAUCGCCGGUUGGUUGGUCGAAGGAAGGUUGCGCGAUUUGUGGUUUUAUUAGAUUUCUGUGUGAUAUUGGUGUCUGAAAUGGAUCAUCGUACGCGUAAAAGAAUCCGAGAGGCAAAGCGUAGGGCGAGACCAGAGCUUAGCUCUGAGAAGAACGGCUGGUCGCGGCUGAAUUACGCGGCUUCGUUCGACUGCUCACCUCAGGCGGUGCGCGACGAGGCCACGCGCAUCGACUACGACGAGGUCAGCGAGGAGCUCUUCAUCGAGCGUUACGAGCGGCCCAACCUGCCGGUAGUCAUCGGCGGGGCGACUCGGGCGUGGCGCGCCAACCAGCGCUGGACGCUCGAGCGUCUGUCCAAAAAAUACCGUAACCAAAAAUUCAAGUGUGGAGAGGACAAUGACGGGUGCAGUGUGAAAUUGAAGAUCAAGUACAUCGCCGACUACUUCACCCACGUGGUCGAUGAUGACUCGCCGCUCUACAUAUUCGACGGCAACUAUGGAGACCACGAGCGCCGCAAGAAGCUGCUCGACGAUUACGAGAUCCCCAAGUACUUCCGUGACGACCUGUUCAAGUAUUGCGGUGAGCGGCGGCGGCCACCCUACCGCUGGUUCGUCAUGGGGCCGGCGCGCAGCGGCACAGGCAUCCACAUCGACCCGCUCGGCACCUCCGCCUGGAACGCGCUCAUCUGCGGACACAAGAGGUGGUGUCUGUUCCCGACCGACACGCCGGCCGAGCUGCUCAAGGUGCGGCCGGGCGAGGGACACCGCCAGCAGGACGAGGCCAUCACCUGGUUCAGCGUUGUCUACCCGCGCACCCAGCUGCCCUCGUGGCCGCAGCAGUACUGCCCGCUCGAGUUCGUCCAACACCCGGGCGAGACGGUGUUCGUGCCGUACGGCUGGUGGCACGUGGUCAUCAACCUGGACCUGACCAUCGCCGUCACGCAGAACUUCUGCUCGCGCACCAACUUUCCGGUGGUGUGGCACAAGACGGCGCGCGGCCGGCCCAAGCUCAGUAAGAAGUGGCUGCGGGUGCUGCAGGAGAAGCAUCCGGAUCUGGCGCGGCUGGCGGCCACCAUUGACGUGUCACAGAGCUCGGGCGUGGCCUCGGACAGCAGCUCCAGCUCCAGCUCGAGCAGCUCCAGCUCCUCGGAAUCGGAACACGACAGCGGCCAGGAGAGCCUGCCCGGCCACAAGAAGAAGCGGCGCCGCACCGAGCGCUCAGCGACGCCCGCGUCGGGCCGCCGCAGCCGCUCCCGCUCCCUGCAGUAG
Molecule: messenger RNA, 1269 nt
Organism: Pollicipes pollicipes
Lineage: Eukaryota; Metazoa; Arthropoda; Thecostraca; Pollicipedomorpha; Pollicipedidae
Gene: JMJD6
Product: Bifunctional arginine demethylase and lysyl-hydroxylase PSR
Exons: 8
Coding region: 82-1269 (395 amino acids)
Biological process (GO): phagocytosis
Cellular component (GO): cytoplasm; nucleus
Molecular function (GO): histone H4R3 demethylase activity; P-TEFb complex binding
Source: RefSeq, a predicted model, not a curated record